Triticum dicoccoides is the source of this 6053-nucleotide messenger RNA. RefSeq lists its product as uncharacterized. Gene Ontology annotation, cellular component: U12-type spliceosomal complex. The record is from RefSeq and is a predicted model, not a curated record. NCBI's taxonomy places the organism in Eukaryota, Viridiplantae, Streptophyta, Magnoliopsida, Poales, Poaceae. Gene Ontology annotation, molecular function: U12 snRNA binding; pre-mRNA intronic binding. The transcript has 14 exons. The coding region runs from base 186 to 2201 and encodes 671 amino acids. Gene Ontology annotation, biological process: mRNA splicing, via spliceosome.
CUGCCGCCGUCGUCCAGCCGGCCGCCGCCCGUCCGCCCGACAAGCCGGCUCGGCGCUCGUCCGGCGGCCGCACCCUCCCACUCAUCCAGUAGCCGCGGCGCUGCCUUUAUUCCAGGAGGGGCGCCCCUGCCGAGCGGUGAAACCCCACCCUGCCCAAAUCCGUCGCCAAGCCACUGGCGUCCCCGAUGGAGACAUUUCCGCCGCCUCCGAUUCCUCCGCUGCCCGCGAAUGUCUCCUCCGCUCCGCCGCCGCCGCCGCCGCUUCUGCAUCAGCAGGCCGGGUCUGCUCCUGCGCCGGCAACGCUCCUGGUGCGGCACCUCCCAGAGGCGAUCACUCAGGACAUGCUCGCCGGGCUCUUCUCCCGCUACGGCGCCACAUCCUUUCGCCCAUGCGGUGGAAAGUUGAGGAACUGUGCGUUUGUGGAUUUUAGGGACGAGAUGGCGGCCAAUCAGGCGCAGUCUCAGUUGAACAGGUAUGCAUAUCCACCACCAGAUGGAAACAUAUUGAACAAUAUUGUCAACUCUCUCAUUGCCGUUCCCCGAUUUUACAAUCAGGUGUUGCAUUUGAUGAACAAGAUGAACCUUCCAGCUCCAUUUCGGAUGGCAUUGCCUACUCCACCUCUACCAUCACAAGGGCCUCUUCCUCCUCCCCCUCCACCACCGCAGCCUUCUAUGACAGAGAAACUUCACUUGGCUGAUUUGUCUAGUGAUGAGUCUGAGAUGGAGUCUUCUGAUGAAGAUGUUGAUACAAGGGAAGUCAAGCGCGCAAAGCAUGAAGCUAUUGUUGGUCCUGCAGUUGAUAGAAGUGUCGCUCAUGAAUCGGUCGGGGUGAAACCAGUUGCAUUAGUUCCCAAUGAGCUUCAAGUAAUAAAAAAGAAAAACCCAGUACUGCAGAUAAAAAUUGUCCCUAAGGCUGCUUAUAAGGAACUUGCUGAUCGGAGUAUUAUCGACAAGGAAUUGGCCUCUAGAGAUGAACAACUUGAAGAAAAACAUUUUGCCACACCUCAGGAAAUAGAGAAAGAGAAAUUACCGACGGAGGAGAUUUUGUCCCUUCCCAUGUUCAAGAAUUACACUCCAGGGAAUCCUGCCAGUGUAUUAUAUAUUAAGAACUUGGCAAAGGAUGUUGUUCAUGAUGACUUCUACUAUGUCUUUGGAUCUGUGUUUGAAAGCUUGGACGCUGCAAGAUCUGGCUUAAGUAUAAAGUUAAUGCAGGAAGGUCGAAUGCGGGGCCAAGCUUUUGUGACGUUUCCAUCUCUUGAACAUGCUCAACGCGCACUGAUCAAUAACACUGUGGGACGAUUUGGAGGAGAGGGGGAAAUGAGGAUGAGAACAAUUUGGAGCGCCCUUUAUGGCCAUAGAGGGUCGGAUGACAACUCUGUUAGAGUGACCUUUUUGACAAAUAUCAAGGGUUGGAGUAGAGCCCAAAUAUUCAGGUCUGUACUUAUCCUCAUUUCCCCCUCUCCUCCAAAUCUUCCUUGGCAAGACUCCUCCAACUGUCCAACACACGCGCAAUCCUCAAACCCUAGCUCCUCCGAUCCAAACACCUCCUGGUCCCUCGGUCCAUCCACCAUGGCAUCGCCUGCCGGUGAUGACAGCCACCUCUUCGCCGGUGUCCACAUCCUCCUCAUCGGUUUCGACUGCGUCUCCGUGUCCCAGUACCGGUCGAAGUUGGUGCAGAGCGGCGGCACCGACGCCAUGCAAUUUGGCGGCGGGUGGACCCACAUCGUCGUGCGCGGCCUUGUCUACGAUGACCCGGUCUGCGCGGUGGCGCGGGCGCAAGGGAAUAAGGUUGUCAGCGAGAUGUGGGUGGAUGAUAGGUUGGAUCAGGGUGUUCUUGCCGAUGCUGAUAAGGUUAUUUAUUGGCCAGCCAGAGAUUUGAAGGGAAUACCUGGUAGUGGCUCACUGCAGAUUUGCUUGACGGGGUACCAAAUGAAGGACCGCAAAGAUAUAAUGAAAAUGGUAUCUUUGAUGGGUGCACAAUUCUCCAAACCUUUGUUAGUACCCUCAGUCACUCAUCUUGUUUGCUAUAAAUUUGAAGUUUUGUUGCUUUUAGCAGACAGUCAGUGCCAUAAUUAUGCAUGGAUAGUUCAUUUUCGUUUUGUUGUUUUUCCUUCCGCGGUUCUUCGUUGCUGUUUCUUUGUAGUAGUGAACAUGCAUUUGCAAGCGCUGACAUAUUUUUUUAUUUCCUACUGUUAUUGGUAGAUUUUUGUUUUAGAUGUGAUGUUAGUUUUGUUGCCAAGAAUUUAACUCUAUGGACGAGUGGGAAUCUUAUACCCAAAUUGACAUUUUGGCGUCAGUGACAUUUUUCCCUCAUGUUUGUCAUCACAUUAGGAUUUUGGUGAACUAGUUCGUGUAUAGAAGUCGUAUGAUAUCUUGAGUUUAAAACUUAAAUGAGCAAUAAUUAAAAAUAAUCCCAGCAACUUGGCUUCACGUUUUAGGCUAGAGGGAACCAAGACUUAAAGUGGCAAUGUUGAAGUAAGAAUCUUUGAUGUCAUUUGGUGGUUGAACACAUAGAUGGCAUCGCAGUGUGAGUCUUUGCUUUUCUUGUCUUUAUGUGACCCAUAUAAAAAGUUAUCUCAUGAUCAUACAGCCUUUGGCAUGAGUGAUGUACCAAAUGGGAUGUGUUUUUGCUCCUGAUCUUUUUCCCUUUUUCCAGUUUUGUUUUUUGGGCCUUUCUAGUUUGAACUGCUGGUUUCUGAUAAUACAAAUCGGAGAGGAAAUUCUCUUUAUAGAAAGAGAGUGUUGGUGUACAGUGAUGAACAUAUGAGAAGUUCUAAUAUGUGCGUGUAUAUGUCAUGAUGCUCUUUGCAUAGUCUAGAAAGCCUCUGGUGAAAAAUAGGCUUCUCGGUAACUUAAAAUAAUUCACAAGAUGCCUAUCGAAUGUAUGUUUCGGAAAUUUCUAUGUGCGUGUAUAUGUCAUGAUGCUCGAAAGUUUUUGUAUAUGCUCCUUAAAUGCAACAUCACAGUUCUUCAAAUGAACUAGGUGAGAAGUACAAGUGUGCCGAAAGGUUGGGCAUCAAGAUUGUUAAUCACCGUUGGUUGGAGGAUUGGUAUUACACAACAGCUUUUGUUUAUAAUAUAAGCUCACAUAUUAAAUAUCAUUAUAUUGCUGAUUUUUCCUUUAUUUUUAUUCGGUUUUGCUAAUUUACAGUCGGCUGUUUUGUAAUUCGCUGACGUUUGAAUUUCUGUCUGUUUGAUCUCGCGUCGAGAUUCGCGCUCGGUCCUGCUCUUUUGUGCUGGUUUUCGGGUCGCUUUUGUUUAUCAGGCGCGGUUUUCUCCAUCCGCCCGUUUUUCCUUGACCCGGCCGAACCGGUGGGCACUGUAGGUUUUUGUCCCUUUUGAAUUUGGAGCGGGGUGUCGUUCCCCUUUCUCAUUUGGAUAAGGCAGAGGGAGUGAGAGCUCGAGCGGCGGCGGAGGGCGAGGCGAUUCCCCGUGUUCAUGGCGAUUUGGAGUUCAUCCGCCCUAGGAUUUUGACGGCAUCCUCUUCGUUCUCGUCGCCCGCGGCUGCGCUGGUUUGUUGCCCUGUCUUCUCGCGCUUUUGUGCUUGCUUUUCGUGGCCAUGUAGUUCCAGAUCUAGGUGAUUUUUGGGUUCGCGGAUCCGCGGGAUGUGUAUGUUUCUGGCGCGGUGUUCUCCAUGCCCGUGAUGUGUGUGUGUUUUGUGCGCGCGUGAAUUUCUGAUAGGAGCCUUCAGUGUGCCACACGUAGUCUUCAUGCCCGAGGUGUGUGUGUUCCUGCAGAUGUGGAGGAGCGCCCGCCUUAGGGUUCUAGUUGUUGAUGUGUAGGUAUGCGUAGAGGAUAGUUUUUCCUGCAGAUGUUGUGGAGGUAUACGUAGUUGGUGUUAGUUUUCAGCUGCGGAUCCCGUAGCUUGUGUCUGUAGUUCGAGUUGUGGCUAGAGCGCCUGAAUUUUGUGAUGUUUGUGUCGUUUUUGUCCGCUGUUGUUCAUCUCGGUGGCUUACUGAUCAACUCUAUGUAUUUUUUGUUCAUUUUUGUUCUGCACUUUUCCUGAAUUACAUGCUUGUUUUUAUGUAUUUCCACCAUGAUAUGAGUGUACAUAAUAUCAAGGGUCUGCAGAUUUAUGUGCAUGAAGUUCUGCUGUGCAUUUUUCUCACCCUUUUUUAGUUCACAUAUAUGCUCACUGUAUUUUGUCCUGUAGAGGGUCACUGCUACCUUAUGUGUCAUGCCGUGGUCUUGUGUUUUUCUUGUGGAUGCAGUCCAAAUCCUGUGCCCUCCCCAGUUAGGUUGUUAUUGUUGAUGUGUAUUUUUAUGUGUCCUAGAGUUGAUGUGGAAGUAGGCGUAGUAGGCAUUUAAGUUUUAGUGGUGGAUCCUAUAGCUCCUGUCUCUGAAUUCCGAGUUCUGGUUUGUAGCCACUGUAGGCCCUGAAUUUUGGUCAUCUUUGUAACGUUUUCUCGUCUCUUGCCCGUGGUUUCGUGGCCGUGUAGUCUCAGAUCUAGGGGAUUUUGUGGAUCCGCAGAGUUUGUUUGCCAUGGUGUUUGUAGUCUGCCGUGGUUGUGGCGUCGGAGGUUGCAGCGUGCCAUGCGCAGUCCGCCGUGUCUUCCUUUUCCUGCUGUGGACGGAGGCCAAAUUCCUCCUGGUUAGGAUCCCAUAGGACAUUUUUUGGAGGCAGUGUUGUGGCUGUUUGAUGUGGAGGUAGGCGUAGAACGCUAGAUUUCCCUUGCUGUUGAUGUGGAGGUAGGUGUGGUAGGGUUUAGUUUUGAGGGGUGGAUCCAGUAGAUGUUGAACUCUGAAGGAUCGAGUUCAGUGAUUUCGCGCUCAGCAUAACCUUGUCAUUGUUGAUGUGGAGGUAGGUGUGGUAGGGUUUUGUUAUACUGUAAAUUAGUGUAACUGAGAUUUUUUUCAGAGUUGGUCUACAGUUCCUAUAUAGAGCCUUUCUGCAGUUUUAAGUGUUUCAGUGUUUCUCGUUUUAUAGCCUGAACCUUAUCACUGUGUAAGCUUUUUCCCUCUAAUUACCGUGGGGAUAGCUUGUCUUUUUAUCAUUUUCCCCUACAGUCUCUUCAUGUAGCUACCCUGUUGUGCAUCACACAGUAUUUUUCACCGGUAAUUACUAUGUAGUUUUGGGUGGUAGUUAUACCAUAAAUUACAUAGUAAUUUGACCGAUAAUUUCUGUGAAAUUAUAGUGUAAUCCUAUCCCAUGAUUUACUGUCUAGUUCGACUGAUGUUUACUCUGUAGUCCGAUGCCCCCUUUUUACACAGUAAUUUGACUGAUUUUACUGUGUAAUUUGUGUGGUAGUUACACUGUAAUCAUAUUCCAUUUACACUAUAAUCUGUCGCGAUUUUGCACAGUAUUUUUUACCCCAUAAUAACUGUGUAAUUUGUAUUCUAGUUACACUGUAAUCUGAUGCAUUUUUGCACCGUAAUUUCUCCCGUAUUUUAUUUGUGUAAUUUGCAUGCUAGUCACCCUAUGAUUUAUGCAUGAGUGGCCUCGCCGUUCACCCCUUUUUGUUGUGCAGCCCUACAGUCUUUGAUGUUUUUGUUGAAAUCUGAAUGAUCCCAUGACUUCUGUUCAUCUAUUUUCUGAACCUUAGUAAGCAGUCGAUGGAUAAGUUUGUGCAGUCUUGAUUUUUGUGAAACCUUUGUGGUGCUUUUUGACCACUCAUGUGUGGUGGCUGAUGCUUGAUCUGCGAGUAAACUAGUCAUAUGUUUUUGGCAGCAGAUGCUCUUGCUUGUGUGAAUUACUACUUCAGAAGUUCUUUGGGAAUUUGUCUGUCAAUUUUGGUUCUGUUAAUAACUCUGAGAUUUUGUCUUCCUAGUUUGUUCAAUAUCACCAUCACUGUUGUAUCUAGUGGCGUGAGGCUUGUAAAAUAUCUAUACAUCACGUUUUCUGUUGAAGGUUGUUUUGUCGCGUGCAUCCAAUUCACAAGCCUGCUGCCUUUGCAUUGUAAUAUGUUGCGCUUUUGCAUUGUAACUGUGUAAUUUGUAUGCUAGUUACAUUGUAAUCUGAUGCGUUUUUACACUGUAAUUUCUCACGUAUUUAUUGUGUAAUUUGUAUGCUAGUCAGCCUGUAAUUUCUCUUAUGUAUAUUUUGAGGCCCAUUUU